CGGAGGAGGAGUAGAGAUGUGUCGCAGCAGCACUCCGCCUUUGCGCGCCGUCGGCCAGCUCCAAAACCUCCGCGGGAUUUUUCUACAUUUCUCCACCUCGACCAGCCCUACACCUCUCUGCGUCCAGCCAUACCAACACCCAAAUUACCGGCAAGCAGAGACAAUGGAGUGUCUGCACGGUCGUAUAUCCUACGCGUCAUGGCGCUUGCGGCAAUUUCGGCAAUUAUUCAACAACAGCAGCCUCCGAGGCCCUGUUCUACACCACCACCACCACCACCACCGCAGCUUAACCACCUUGACCGACGAGCCUCAACAACCGUCAUCCAAUACCUCUCCGUCCACUCCUUAUGAUACCCCCUCCACACCAACUCCUACCGAACAUGACACCUACGCACCUCCUCCCUCCUCCCUCCUCCCCAAAUCCCCCCUCCUCACCAACCCCAAACCCGGCUACGAGCGCCUCCACCGCAAAAAAGCGCGCAGCAAACCCCCUCCGGAAGAUGACCUCUCUACAAAUCCCUGGGCCGUAGCGCUUGCCACGCCUGUCCGCCAAUGCGCAUUGACGGGACUGCGCUUCCCCGCCGCGUUUUUGACUGGCUGGGGUCUCGACGAGCAUCCCGAAGGAAGUCUAUUCAUCCAUCCGUCUGAGAUCAUGCCCGCCGCCCCCUCACCCUCACCUUCACCCUCAUCCACCGCAACCCCUCUGUCAUCGCCGCAGGAGUCGCAGCCGCAGCUGCAGCCGCAGCCGCAGCAGCAGUCAACCACCCAAUCGACCCACCACCUGAUCCGAAUGAUCGACCGACUCCCCCUCCUCACGACGCUCACGCAGACGAUCCAGAAGUCCAAGGGCCGGAAGAUCCCGGCUAUAGUACACAUCUUUCCACAGCGGUGGAAGGCGCCCUUUGGUCCGUUGACGGAUUCGUUCCAGGCGCGGUGCGUCUGGCGCCAGGAUAUGCCGCAGUUCGUGACGCGGAUGAUGCGGCGGGAGGUCGGGCGGCGGCUGCGGAAGGCGGCGACGCAGCCGAAUGACUCAUCGAAGAGGGGGGUGUGGACGUCGGUGCUGCGCGUGGAGGAAUUAGGAGACGAUGGGGUGCUCGCGGAGGAGGUGCUGGUAGAUGCAAUAACGAAGAUGGAGCCGAUUGCGCGCAUGGCUACCGGUGCGGUGUUGGUGCUGCGGCGCACGAGCGCACCGCUGCCGCUGUCGAGUUUCUUCCAUCUGCCGCAGACGGACUCGAAGGUCCCGGUGUUUGAUUUAACGCGGUUGUUGACGGAAGAGGACCUGGCAUGUGAGAAGUUCGAGGAUCAGGCGGCUGUGUUUUUCAGACCGGAUGAUAAGCCCACCGUCAAGGCGAUGCUGGCUUUGUGGAAGCUGGCGGGUUUGCUGAGAGAUGACCCGCACUAUGACCCGCACCAUGAUGCUGGGUCUGAAUCCUCAUGA
Messenger RNA from Aspergillus saccharolyticus JOP 1030-1, 1438 nucleotides. RefSeq lists its product as uncharacterized. The transcript has a single exon. The record is from RefSeq and is a predicted model, not a curated record. NCBI's taxonomy places the organism in Eukaryota, Fungi, Ascomycota, Eurotiomycetes, Eurotiales, Aspergillaceae. The coding region runs from base 17 to 1438 and encodes 473 amino acids.